Molecule: messenger RNA, 2859 nt
Organism: Drosophila ananassae
Lineage: Eukaryota; Metazoa; Arthropoda; Insecta; Diptera; Drosophilidae
Gene: nod
Product: kinesin-like protein Nod
Exons: 7
Coding region: 332-2443 (703 amino acids)
Biological process (GO): microtubule-based movement
Cellular component (GO): microtubule; kinesin complex
Molecular function (GO): microtubule binding; ATP binding; microtubule motor activity
Source: RefSeq, a predicted model, not a curated record
GAUCUGGCAACUUCCCUACAUUUUUCGAGAGAAUCGAUCGCAAAGGCAUUGUUUUUAUUUUAAAAUCGACUAAAAAAACAAGCCUUUAUUGAAAAAGUGAAGUGAAAUUGUGAAAAAUACGAUUUAAACUUGUAAAAAUAAGUGUUUUUUGUGAAAAAGUUUUAUCGAAAAUCGGGUUUUGGUAUUUUCGGGAGUGCCGCGAACGGUCACACCAAUGCGAUCAAUUCAAAAGACCAAAACUGAUCUGAUUUCCUAAAUGCUGAAAAUAAAAGUGUGAUUUUUUAGAAAAAAGGAUACAAAUUAGAAGGAAAAGUGGAUCGAGGAGGGUAAAAUGGAACCAAAGAAGCUCAGUGCGGUGAACAUUGCUGUGCGAGAGGCCCCCUUCCGCCAGUUUCUGGGACGACGCGAGCCGAGCGUCGUUCAGUUCCCACCGUGGGGCGACGGCCGAUCGCUGGUGGUGGACCACAAUGAGUACAACUUCGAUCACGCCUUCCAGGCAAACUCCAGCCAGGAGGAGCUGUACGAUACGCUGAUCCUGCCGCUGGUGGAGAAGGUCCUGCAGGGCUAUCCGUGCACGGCACUGGCCUACGGACAGACUGGCACUGGCAAGAGCUACUCCAUGGGCAUGGCGCCGCCCAAGAGUAUCCUACAGCCCGAACAGAUUGGCAUCCUGCCCCGCUGCCUGAAGGACAUCCUGGAGCGCCUCAACAGCCAGCAGGAGAACAACAAGGCGCCCAUCAAGGUGGCCGCCUCCUUCAUCGAGAUCUACAACGAGAAGGCCUACGACCUGCUGAGCAACUCGCCCCACCUGCCCAUGGUGCCGUCGCGCUGCCAGAACUGCACCAGCCUCGUCCUGACCAGCCAGGACGACCUGCAGCGCCUCCUCCAGCUGGGCGCCGGCAAUCGCAAAGUCCGGGCCACGCCCAUGAACGCCAAUAGCUCCCGAUCCCAUGCCAUUGUGACGAUCCAUGUGCGGAAUGGCUCCCAGCACUCGCGGAUGAAUAUUGUGGAUCUGGCGGGAUCGGAGGGGGUAAGGAGGACGGCCCACGAGGGCGUGGCCCGGCAGGAGGGCGUCAACAUCAACCGAGGCCUGCUCAGCAUCACCAAGGUGAUCAUGUCGAUGGGAGCGGGUCACUCGUUGAUUCCCUAUCGGGACAGUGUCCUCACCACCGUUCUGCAAGAGUCCUUGACGGCCAAGUCGUAUGUCACGUUCCUGGCCUGCAUCAGUCCACAUGCCGCCGAUCUCAGCGAGACAGUGGCCACUCUCCGGUUCGCCACCAGCGCCAAGAAGCUGCGCCUCAAUCCCCAGCAGUUGCAGCACAAGCAAUCGGUGACCGCACAGACGCCGCACGCCUUCCGGCGACCGCUCAGCAGCUCGACGGCCAUCAAGAAGCCCCUCCAGCCCGCCGCCCAGAACAGCAUCUGCGGCCGAAGCGACCCGAAGUCCAAGAACCAGACGCUGCUCCAAAGGACCCGCUCCGACAUGGGACUGACCCCCAAGGCCAAGAAGAGAGCUCGCGAGGUCUUGAAAAUGGAGGACACCACCAUGUCGGUGCCGUUCAUCAACAUCUCGGACUGCAGUCUCAGCCUGAUCGAGUACCAGGAGGAGGUGGGGAAGCAGGACAGGCAGCUGAUGCCGCCGCCUGGUGCUGGGAUGGGGGGACUAGCUCCUCCCAGCCAGAGGAAGGUCAUCUACGGCUCUGACAGCCGGCUGCACUCCACCGCCCUGGAGCAGGCACUGGAGCCGGCACUGGAGCCACCACCUGCACCCAGCCGACGUGGCCAGCUCUUCACCUGCCCCUCCAGCUCCAUCGAGGAGGAGGAGGCAGCAAUGGAGGCGGAGGACACUCUGUCGGAGAUGCCAACACUCUCCAAUCGCCCGAAGACCCUCUCCGGCAUCCAGCCACUCGAGCCGUCGCCUCCGAAGGCCAUUCUGCCACGCGUCCUGCGUCGCUCCACGCGCCUCAUGAGCAUCCAGAGCAUCCCCGAGAGCAAUUCCACGCAGAGCACGCGCUUCAACAAGACGGAGCACCUGCGGAGGAGUGUUCGGCUGGCGCAGCUGAAGGAGGAGCUGCCGGCCAAGGACUCGGCCAGGUCCUCGAACAGGACAAGGAGCGUGUUGAAGGCCAUGGACCUGCUACCGCCGACAGUGGUGGAGGGGGCGGGUGAGGGGGCGAGGCAGUCGCAAGCCAAAAGGAAGACCAAGAAGGAGAAAUCCAGCUGGCUGGACAACCAUCGCAAGGACUUCCUCAAUCUCCUCAACAACGGAAGCGUCAAGGAGCUGAAGAAGCUGCCGGGGAUUGGACCGAAAACAGCCGCAUCCCUGGCCACCUACAGAUAUGUGGCGGGAUCCUUUAAGGACCUCGGGCAGGUCAAGGAGCUGCCCAUUUGGGCGGGGAACAAGUGGCACAACGUCUGUGUCGCCAACUGCCUAGAGUCCUGAAACCAAACACCAGAAAUUAAUCAUUUAAAGGAAUAAUAAUAAUCUUAAGUAUUUUAUUUUAUGUGUAAUAUUCUCCCUUAAUAUUUUUUUCUUUUUUUAUUUUAAUUAUUAAAUAUUUUACAGAGAACUCUACCAAGAAAAAGUUAAAAAAAUCAGCGCCUGGCGCCUAAAAAAGGAGAAAUUUUAUUUUAAAGACUAUUUUUGUUUUAAAAUUAAUCUACAAUUAUAUAUAAAAUUAUUAAAGAAUUAUUAUAGAUUUAUCGUAGAAUUAAAAUUAUAAACUAAUAAUCUCUUAAGUCCUCUGUCAUAUUGACUUUUUUUUUAAACCAUUUUAUUCUGUAAUAGUCUUAGUCUUAUAACUACCUUAUUACUUAAGAGUUAAGAUAUAUAUUUUUUUGUAAACUGAUUCAUCAGAA